Molecule: messenger RNA, 582 nt
Organism: Protopolystoma xenopodis
Lineage: Eukaryota; Metazoa; Platyhelminthes; Monogenea; Polystomatidea; Polystomatidae
Source: the annotation of a GenBank genome assembly
AUGGAUAUCAAUGAUAAUGCACCAAUUUGGCUUUUUCCUCGCUCUCCUGAUGACACUCUUGUCAAAAUGAAGUUUGAUAUUCCUGCAAAUUCCAUCGUAACGCGAAUCCAAGCAAUCGAUCUUGACACUGGAGAAAAUGCUCAAAUUAUCUACAGCGUAGUUAACAUAGCUCUGAUAGACCAAACAAGUAAUCAAACUAACAACCCUCAGCAAACCAAGUCAAUAAAAUCUGGUUCUUCGGUAACCACAGUAAACUCUAUACUGAUAGCUAACAAAGAAGAAUCACCAGGCUUUCAAUCGGAAUACUCCGAAUUAUUUAAGUUGGAUUCUCGGAGUGGUCUAAUCAUGCGCAGCAAUGUAAAUUCUUUUGACGAAUCGAAAAAGACUGACCUCUUAGUACCCGGAAAAAGUCUCCGUGUCGUUUUGCGUGCUACCGACAAAGGUUAUCCAGUGGCGCAAUGGAGCCAAGAGGUCCUUUACAUUGAUCUCAUUGCUGGCAGUGAAUUUACCUCAAAUCUACCAUAUCAGAUCAGCAAAUCAGAUCUGAAUAUAAAUAAAGAAGCAGAAAUGCUCUUGAGGUAA